Molecule: messenger RNA, 2086 nt
Organism: Ricinus communis (castor bean)
Lineage: Eukaryota; Viridiplantae; Streptophyta; Magnoliopsida; Malpighiales; Euphorbiaceae
Product: MLO-like protein 3
Exons: 15
Coding region: 226-1854 (542 amino acids)
Biological process (GO): defense response
Cellular component (GO): membrane
Source: RefSeq, a predicted model, not a curated record
CCAAAGAUUUUCAAUGGCCAAAGUCUCACUAGAACCGAAAAUUUGAACUUUUCUUCUUCUUCUUCUAGUAUUUCUUUAAGUAUGUAUUAUAAUUCUUUAAAUAUUAUAAUCUCUUAGAUACUUCGUUUCUUGAUUAUUUAAUUUGCAUAACAUAUAUUAAACAAUUAGUCUCGCCUCCUUCUUCUCCUUCUGCUCUCCGUGCUGUCCAAUUUUGUCUCCAAGAAAAUGGCAGCUGGUAGAACAGCAACUACUGCUGCAGGACGCAAUCUUCAAGAAACACCCACCUGGGCUUUGGCAACAGUUUGCUUCAUUUUCAUCUCUCUUUCCUUGUGUAUCGAGCAGUUGAUCCAUCUUCUUAGCCAUUGGCUCAAGAAAUGUAGAAAGAAUGCCCUUUAUGAAGCUGUGGAGAAGCUAAAAUCUGUGCUUAUGGUGCUAGGAUUCAUGUCGCUUACACUGAACGUAACUUCAAGAUAUAUAAUCAAAAUCUGCAUACCCAACAAAGUAGCAUUCAAAAUGUUACCAUGCCGUCACAGUGAAACAAAAACCACCAAAUCAUUACAAGAAAGAAUUCUGGCAGCUGAGGCCACUGCAUACUCAGAUUACUGUACCUCUAAGGGAAUGACAUCUGUUAUUUCACAAGAUGGGAUGAAUCAGUUAAACAACUUCAUAUUUGUAUUGGCAGUAAUGCAAAUUGUGUAUAGUGUUCUUACCAUGGCCUUGGGAAGGGCAAAGAUGAGGCGUUGGGAAACUUGGGAGAAAGAGACUCAGACAGUGGAAUAUCAAGCUGCAACUGACCCAAAUCGAUUUAGAUUCACAAGGCAAACCACAUUUGGUCGCAGACAUAUGACUUCUUGCACAACAACAUCUUUCCAACUUUGGACUAAAUGCUUCUUCAGGCAAUUCUUCAGCUCGGUGGCGAAAGUCGACUAUCUCACCCUCCGCCAUGGCUUCAUUGCGGCUCACUUGUCCAACAAUAAUUCUUUCAAUUUCCAAAAGUAUAUACAACGUUCACUAGAUGAUGAUUUCAGAGCUGUUGUUGGCAUAAGUCCUCUCAUGUGGUUUUUGGUUGUUAUCUUCAUGCUUGUGGAUGUGCAUGGUUGGCAUGUGUAUCUCUGGGUAUCAUUUCUACCAUUGACUAUAGUGCUAGUUCUUGGAACAAAACUACAAGUAGUGGUGGCAAAAAUGGCACUCCAACUCCAAGAUCAGAAUAAUGUAAUAAAGGGAGCAUUACUUGUGCAACCAAAUGACAAUCUCUUUUGGUUCCAUCACCCUAAAUACGUCUUGACGCUUCUUCAUUACACUCUGUUUAUGAAUGCGUUUGAGCUCGCAUUCUUUGUUUGGGUUACGUUCCAAUUCGGGAUAACUUCUUGCUACCAUGAACACACCGAAAUCAUUGCUGUUAGGGUGGUUUUAGCGGUGACCGUUCAAAUUAUCUGCAGCUACAUUACUCUUCCCUUGUAUGCUUUAGUAACCCAGAUGGGAUCAGAAUACAAGAGUGCAGUGCUAGAGGAGGAAACAGCAAAAGUAAUAAGGCAUUGGCAUGCUGAAGUAAAGCAGAAAAGGAAAAAGAAAGGAUACUCUCCAACUAUUAGCCUCUAUCCAUUAUCUCCUAUAUCAAAAACCAGCAACAGAACCAUGGAUUCCCCUGAGUUCCAUUCCAAGAACCAACUUAGCUCGCCAAAUCUCUCUUCUUAUAAUAGAUCACCAACUUUCUCAGAAAUCCCCAGAUUCCCAUCUCAAACUGAGAUAGUUCCACAUGACCAAGAAAUUAGCCAAGACAUGAUUCUUCCAUCCACUGUUGUUGAAAUAGAAAUGCCUAACAUGACCAGCACUCAAGACCUACAAAAGAUUUAGUAAAUUAGAAUUAGACCAAAUGUUCAUUAAUAGCUCAAAUUUUCUAAUCAUUCUUGAAGAAUUAAGAAGAUCUGUUACCUUUUAAAUUUUCUUUUUUGCAAAUUCACAAUCAAUAUAAGUACAUAAUCAUUUGACAGCAAGAUACUAGAGAAUGUGGUCGGAAGCAAAUAAAUGCUGGAUGCUUAUGGUUGAAUGAUGAUAAACCAAUAAAUGGAUUCCAAGACUUGAGCCU